AUGCCGACCACACGGAGUCAGGCCAAGCUAUCCGAUACCAGCCCAACUCUCAACCAGGCUGUUCCUGGUCCCAUGAUCGAAUGGCUAGACUUGGACUUUUCAGAGACGUCACUUAUCAAGUCAACGAACUGGAGAGAUUGUCUGAAUGAGAUCCAAGCAGUCGAGGGAUGUUCCUCUAUCACUUUCGCAUGCCCCCUCGAAACGCCUAAUAGGCUAUGGAUUAUUAUUCAGUGGUUAUCAGAAACACACCGAAAUAACUUCCACAGAACAGAUCUAUUUGCCCAUAACGCUAAGACGACUCUUUAUAGCGACAUCGUCUAUUCUAUUUAUCGAGUUGACUACUCUAUUGGCAAAAUGAUCUCCGCGGGCUUCCCAUUUUCUCCCGAUCCAAGACAAAUCCACGAAGUCUGGAUGGUCUACUUUCCUGUCUACACGUUAGACGCUGAAAAGAAGCAAGAGCUUCAGCUGCCUACACUAUUGAAUUUCUACGAGAGAGACGAAGAGUCUAAUCCGAUGGCCGGGAUUGUUAGUCAGGAUAUUGCCUGGCUAUCUGGGGAGACCAAUUACCAAGGGGUGCAAUGCCAACGCCUUGUGUGGUUUAUGGAGUGGAAGUCCGAGGAGGCGGAAGAGCUCUACAAAUCGACUGUGCGAUGGGUUAGAGAGGAUGAGGGCAACGGCAAAUCCCGCAAGCCACAACUAACACUCGAUAUGUUCAUUGAGGACUUGAAGAGCCUUGGAAUGGUCGGGUAUGAGACGUGGCAUGCUCACUUUGAAGACAUCCGAGACGCGCUCGAUAGUGCUAGAUAG
This is a messenger RNA of Penicillium daleae, 807 nucleotides long. RefSeq lists its product as uncharacterized. NCBI's taxonomy places the organism in Eukaryota, Fungi, Ascomycota, Eurotiomycetes, Eurotiales, Aspergillaceae. Bases 1 to 807 code for a protein of 268 amino acids. The transcript is spliced from 2 exons. The record is from RefSeq and is a predicted model, not a curated record.